AUGGGAGGGCCAGGAUCCGGUUCAAGAUCACCAGUGGUGACAACAUCAGUAGCAUAUGCCUUCCUAGGAUCGGCCUUGGGCUUGGAUCCUUUGGUGACCUCAUCAUGGUUUUGGGCUGCUGCCUCAAGGAGUGACGCAUACUGGUCAAAAGUAAGUGGUCUGUUGUUGUUCUGCAAGGCCAGUGUCAAACACGUUGCGAAGGUAUGGCACGAGUCUGACAGGAUUGGACAACAUGACGAUGAGUUGCUCCUCGGGGGUGGGGUGUUUUGCUACCUCGUGGUACUGGCGAAGAGUAUCGAGCCAAUGAAGAAUGAAGGACACAUGACUACCGGGCCAUUGGUCUGCAGUGAGUUGAGCAGUGGUCAACCAUUGCAAUUUGGUGUUGGCGGUCGAAAGUGGCCUUGA
Cylindrotheca closterium is the source of this 405-nucleotide messenger RNA. Lineage: Eukaryota; Bacillariophyta; Bacillariophyceae; Bacillariales; Bacillariaceae. The record is from the annotation of a GenBank genome assembly.